Molecule: messenger RNA, 786 nt
Organism: Cyphellophora attinorum
Lineage: Eukaryota; Fungi; Ascomycota; Eurotiomycetes; Chaetothyriales; Cyphellophoraceae
Product: putative UTP--glucose-1-phosphate uridylyltransferase
Exons: 2
Coding region: 1-786 (261 amino acids)
Biological process (GO): Mo-molybdopterin cofactor biosynthetic process
Molecular function (GO): uridylyltransferase activity
Source: RefSeq, a predicted model, not a curated record
AUGGGCUCCCUUGAUCCCACAGCUACUUCAGAAGCCGUCAUAAUGCACCAUCCGCUGACCAAAGUUUCAACCCACCAGGCUUUCGAGAACACCUCUACCAAUGUUGCUGCAAGCCAGAUGCGCAAUGCACUCAACAACCUCGCCGAGUCCUGCAACGAUCCCGCCGAGAAGAAGCGGUUCGAGGCUGAGAUGGACAACUUCUUUGCUCUCUUCCGCAGAUAUCUGAAUGACAAGGCCAAGGGCAACUCAAUCGACUGGAGCAAGAUCAACCCUCCUGCACCAGAGCAGGUCGUCAACUAUGACAAACUUCCCAACAGGGAGAAAGGUGCCGGAGACCGCCCAACGAUGGCCGCGGCAGCAGACACCACCAUGCCUUUAUCAACAGCACCUGCACACAAAGCAACUCAAGACUCAACUUCGAUACCAGUAACAGCAGCGUCAACCUCACUCUCACCCACCACCACAUCCGGGGCCUCAGAAGGAACAUUCAACCUCCUCCUCUUCGCCUCCGCCUCCACGUUCUGCAACAACCUCGAAUCUCUCUCCCUCCCCGCACCCACCACCCUCCCACAACUCUUCAACACGCUAGAGUCCCACUUUCCGGGGAUCAAGAAGAAAGUGCUGCGCAGUAGUGCCAUCACGGUGAAUCUGGAGUAUGUUGAUUUCGAGGUUGAUUCCGAGGGAAGUGUUACGAAGGUAGGGGGAGUGGAAGGAAAAGAGGAUGGCGAUGUUGUGAUCAGGAGAGGGGAUGAGGUUGGGGUUGUGCCGCCUGUUAGUAGUGGCUAG